Molecule: messenger RNA, 414 nt
Organism: Castor canadensis (American beaver)
Lineage: Eukaryota; Metazoa; Chordata; Mammalia; Rodentia; Castoridae
Source: RefSeq, a predicted model, not a curated record
AUGAACCCAGGGCUUCUGGUGAAGUCCUGGUGGGGAGGGGCACAGGGCGAAGUGGGGUGAAAUGGAAUGUUUUGAGGUGGCUCCGAUGGGGGAGCAUCCAGACUAGGCGAGGGGAUGGCGAGGCCUCAAGCACACGGCCGGCGCCCAGUCGCCCCCAGACAGAGGUGGAUGGGACAGGCAGGCGCUGGGGCGGCAUGGCCAAAGAGGCCCACACACUCACUGCACACUUGCACGGAGAGACUCAAAGCUGUCUCCAGAACUCCAAACCAGUGCAAACGACUUAGUGCAAAUUAAUUCAAAAGGGAUGGGUGGGGAAACAGAGUCAUGGAUGCUUUGAAUCUCUCAAGCAAAGAAAAAAGAGGAAAAAGAAGAAGAGAGAGAAAAGGAUGAAGAAGACAGGAGGAAGACGGGUGA